Messenger RNA from Yarrowia lipolytica CLIB122, 1998 nucleotides. RefSeq lists its product as uncharacterized. Gene Ontology annotation, cellular component: Tec1p-Ste12p-Dig1p complex; Ste12p-Dig1p-Dig2p complex; nucleus. The record is from RefSeq and is a predicted model, not a curated record. Lineage: Eukaryota; Fungi; Ascomycota; Dipodascomycetes; Dipodascales. Gene Ontology annotation, biological process: regulation of DNA-templated transcription; sexual reproduction; regulation of pseudohyphal growth. Gene Ontology annotation, molecular function: DNA-binding transcription factor activity.
AUGUCUUCAAUCAGAGAUAUGCUGCCCCAGCUGGCACGCGAUGCCCUUGCUCAGGUCGACGACAUGAAAUUUUUUCUGGCGACCGCACCGGCAAACUGGCAGCCGGGCCAAAUUAUCCGGCGCUACUACCUGCCCACCGAGGAGUUCAUCAGCUGCGUGCUCUGGAAGGGCCUCUAUCAUAUCACAGGAACAGACAUUGUUCGAUGCAUCAGCUUCCGGUUCGAGGCGUUUGGACGGUCGAUAAAAAACCGCAAAAAGUUCGAAGAGGGCAUUUUCUCCGAUCUGCGCGGUCUCAAGUGCAACAGCGACGCCGUGCUCGAGUCGCCCAAAUCGCCGUUCCUCGAGUUUCUGUACAAAAACAGCUGCAUUCGAACACAAAAGAAACAAAAGGUCUACUACUGGUUCAGCGUGCCCCACGACCGGCUGUUCGUCGAUGCUCUGGAACGAGACAUGCGACGGGAGCUUAACAACCUAGAACCCACGACCGAAGCUCACGCCGAGCCCGCUAAGAGCUUCAACUUUGAUCUCAACGAAAGUCUCUAUGAGCAGCUUAUGAAGGUGACCAACGGAGACGGGAUGCCAGCGGUGGGCUCUCUUCCCGGAGGAGGACAUAGUGGACAACAGGCGGGACCUUCCGCCAGUGGAGUUGGAGGUGCAGGAGGCCCAGGUGAUGCUCCAGGCAGUGGUCCAGGUGGUAUAGUGACCGACUCUGCGCCUCCGGAGGGCCAAACCCAGGGUGGCGGCCCCACUGGGCAGAUUGCAUCUCAGACGGUGGCCAACCAGAGUGCGUAUGCACUGAGCGAUUACCUGAGCACGCCAACAGAGUACCUCACAUCCAUGCAGCAGCAGCUGCAGAACCAGAUCCAGCUCAACCAGCAGCAGAUGGCCAGCAACCCCGAGUAUAAUCAGAUGGUGCAGCUAGGCGGGUCCAUUUUGCAUGGCCAGCAGUCGCAUCCGCCGCAUCCUCAGAAUCCUCAGAAUCCGCAGCACGCUCAGUCUCAGCAACAACUCCCGCAGCAGCAGCAGCUACCCCAAAAGAUCAAGGACGAAAACGACGAUUCUCAAUCUUCCGAUUUCCCGCUCGACUACUUCCCACCUUCAAACCCCAUGGAUAUGCCGUAUCUGGACUCGCUGUAUGAGCAGGCCCCUUUGUCGGCGACAUAUGCGGCUUUCCCGUUUGAUCAGAGUAUGAACGCCGCCACGGCUCUGAUGUCACAGCAGCAGGGCCAACCGACGCCCUCGACACAGGCUGCACAUCCGGGUUCCAACGCCUCAGCGGCACCUAACAACAAGCAGUACCCAUCAUCAAUCAUCCCGGACUACCCGGACUACGAGCUGGAGCACCAGACGUACAUCAUCAACGGCAAGGUGAUCCAUGGAACGGACUACCGGCAGAACAUGGUGAUCAAGACGCCGCUAUUCUGGGACUUUGUGGAAGGCAAAGAUGGCCAGGGACCCCAGCAGCCGGCUCUACCUCCUUCCUCACAGUCCCAGCAGUCGAUCCACGACUCUUCGGACGAAUCCGAGUCCAAGAAACGGACGAGUUCAGAGUUUGAGCGAGACGAGCGGGGCGUCAAGCGGGCCAAGAGUGGUCUUUUUGAAAAGCCAGACUCCGACGGCCCCCCAAACAACAUCACACAGUCGGAUUCUGCGUCUAUUUCUGUGCCUGCCUCUGUGCACGACGAAAACAACGAGUCGUACAUGUUGCAGUCGGGUCCUCCGGUUUCCGAGGUGCCCAAGUCAUACAGAAACACGUCGUUGGCGGCUUCUCUGGCUCGCAACGGCAUCACUAAAAAGGGCAAGGUUCCGCCGCCUCUGAGUCUGGCCAAACCCGGCAUGGCGCCUCAGCCGGUGUAUCAAGGAGGAGUAGGAGGAGGACAUCAUGGUCAUGUGGGGCAUGGAGGUACCCAUUCGGGCCCCCACGAGUCUGCCGGCACAUCCGAGUAUUCCACCAUCAUUGGAGAAGAUGGACUUCCUCACUACGUUCAGAGGGAGUAG